GCCGCCCGUUGAAGAUGGCGGCGGAGCUGCAUCCGCGGAGCGGAAAGCUUAUCGGCCUGUCCAACUCGAACCGAACCGCCCGGCGCAACCAGCCAGUCCAAGAGUUCAACCAUGGACUGGUACUUAGUAAGGAGCCGCUGAGGGACCGGGAUGUCUUCACCGUCCGCAUUGACAAGAAGGUGAACUCGUGGAGCGGCUCCAUUGAGAUUGGCGUGACUGCUCUGGACCCUGCUGCUCUGGACUUCCCCAGCAGUGCCACAGGCCUGAAGGGGGGCUCCUGGAUUGUGUCGGGCUGCUCGGUGCUGCGUGAUGGCCGAUCGGUGCUGGAGGAGUACGGCCGCGACCUUGACCAGCUAGCGGAGGGCGACCGCGUGGGCAUUCAGCGCAGCUCCCGUGGCGAGCUCCACCUCUGGGUUAACGGGCAGGACUGCGGCGCGGCCGCCAGUGGCCUGCCGCCCAAGCUGUGGGCAGUAGUGGACCUGUACGGCAAGUGCACUCAAGUGACAGUGGUGAGCUGUGAGCCACCGCCACCCUCUGCAGAGAGGGAGAGAGAGACAAUAGAGCAGGACAAGGAAGCUGCUGAUGAGGAGGAGGAGGAGGAGGAAGAGGAGGAGGAGGAGGAGGAGGAGGAAGAGGUGUUGGUGUGUGUUGGUCGGGAAGAUACAGGGAUUACAGCACUGAUGAAUGUGGCAGCAAUGAAUGGAAUGAUCAAUGGAGAUGAAGUGCCUGAGCUCAGCUGCAGUCACAGCAGACCAGACAAGUUCCCCAACAAUCUGGAGCCCGACACAGUUCUGACAGAGCACCAGCUUUUCGAUGUCUUCAACAAUGCAAUAGUAUCUUUUUAUCGCUCUGAGGAUGAGGGUGGGGGGGAAGAUGGUGGCGGUGGAGGAGGAGUGGGAGGAGGCAGCGGCGGCGGUGGAGGAGGAGAAGGAGUGGGAAAUGCAGGAACUGAUUCCUCAGCCAGAAAUGGCAGAGGGAGCAGCAGCGGAGGAGGCACAGUGAACAGUGACAGUGGGACAGGUACAACAGGAGGAGGAGGUGGCGGAGAAAGUGGAAAUACCAAUAAUAGUCCUGCUAGUAAUGGAGGGCUGGGGCCAGGAGCUCCGACAGGUGGGAUGACCACCAAUGACGCGCUGCUUUUUCACGAGAAGUGCGGCACACUGAUCAAACUGAGCAACAACAACAAGACGGCGGAGCGAAGAAGACCACUGGAUGAGUUCAACAACGGCGUGGUGAUGACCAACCGGCCGCUCCGACACAACGAGAUGUUCGAGAUCCGAAUUGAUAAACUGGUCGAUAAGUGGUCAGGCUCUAUAGAGAUUGGUGUGACCACACAUAACCCCAACAACCUGGACUAUCCUGCAACUAUGACCAAUCUGCGCUCAGGUACAAUCAUGAUGAGUGGCUGUGGGAUACUGACCAACGGGAAAGGAACACGCAGGGAAUACUGUGAAUUCAGCCUUGAUGAACUUCAGGAGGGCGAUCACAUAGGGUUGAUGCGAAAAGCCAGUGGAGCGCUUCAUUUCUACAUCAAUGGGAUCGACCAAGGUGUUGCUGCAGCCCAGACGCCCGGCGUGGUCUACGGCGUGGUCGACCUUUACGGCAUGGCCGUUAAAGUCACCAUAGUCCACAACCACAACCACAGCGACCGCCUCAGACGCAAUAACGCCAUCAUGAGGGCUCUAUCGCCGGAUGUGGGUCGACCUCGACCGGCUCUCACCCUCACCCCUGACCCAGAGGGUCUCGACCGCCUCCUCUUCCACCAAAACUGUGGCCAGAAGGCCGCUAUCAUCAGUGACGGCAGGACAGCGUUGCGGCCACAUGCGACUGAUGACUUCAACCAUGGUGUGGUCCUGAGUGGCCGGCCCCUGCGCUCCAACGAGGUGUUCCAGGUUCGCAUCGACAAAAUGGUGGACAAAUGGGCGGGCUCCAUCGAAAUCGGUGUCACAACGCACAACCCUGCAUACCUGCAGCUGCCCUCCACCAUGACUAACUUACGCUCAGGGACGUGGAUGAUGACGGGAAACGGCGUGAUGCACAAUGGAACAACAAUCCUGGACGAGUACGGUCACAAUUUGGACCGACUCAAGGCAGGAGACACAGUAGGUGUGGUGAGGAAAGAAGAUGGCAGCCUUCACUUCUUUGUAAACGGUGUGCCUCAGGGUCCAGCAGCCUGGAAUGUCCCUCCCAGCGUCUACGCUGUGGUCGACCUCUAUGGGCAGGCCGCUCAGGCCACCAUCAUGGAUGACAUGGUGGACCUCCCUCCUCUCCCGGAGGACAGCUCAGAGGGACCCACGGCCAUGUCUCCUGGGAGCCCCUGCUCAGUAGGCGGGGCCACCACGACCAGCGACCUGCGCUUCCACCAGCUGCAUGGCACCAACGCUGUCAUCACCAACGGGGGGCGCACUGCCCUCCGUCAGAACUGUCGCAGCGAGUUCAACGAUGCCAUUGUCAUUUCCAACAGGUGCCUUCGAGAUGGAGAGCUGUUUGAAAUCGUCAUUCAGAAGAUGGUGGACCGCUGGUCGGGUUCAAUAGAAGCAGGAGUGACGGCCAUCAGACCAGAGGAGCUGGAGUUUCCAAACACGAUGACCGACAUCGACUACGACACUUGGAUGCUGAGUGGUACAGCUAUCAUGCAGGAUGGCAACACGAUGCGCAACAAUUACGGCUGUGACCUGGACUCUCUGACCACAGCCUCAAGGAUAGGCAUGAUGCGCUCAGCCAGUGGCGACCUGCACUAUUACAUCAAUGGUGUGGACCAGGGCGUCGCCUGCUCAGGUCUCCCUCCAGAAGUGUUUGCAGUGGUCGACCUGUAUGGUCAGUGUGUCCAGGUGUCCAUCACCAGCUCCUCGGGUCCGCUGGACAACAGCCUCUGUACCUGCAACAUCACGGAAAAGAGCUUCCCCAUCCACUCACCAGUAGCAGGCGUGGCUCAUCGGCUCCACAGUAAACACGGUAAGAACGUGGUGCUGCUCGGUGAAGACUGCCAGGCCGUCAGAGUCGGAGGUUACUCACAUGGCAUCGUGUUCAGUGCCAAGGAACUUAAAGCAGAUGAGUUGUUUGAGGUGAGGAUUGAUGAAGUGGACGAGCAGUGGAGCGGCUCGCUGCACAUCGGCGUGACCACGCUCGCACCGCUGGAGCUGCCGUCGUGCCCACUGUCGGGUCUCUCGCCCUCUCUGCCGCAUCUCCGCACCAAGGUCACCUGGCUGCUCUGCGGCUCCGAGGUGCGCCGCAAUGGCGUGCUGCAGCGCCAGAACUACGGCUGUUCACUGGACCGACUGACGGUUGGGAACCGCGUGGGUGUGAAGAGGUGCAGCGAUGACACCAUGCACAUCUUCAUUGACGGAGAAGACAUGGGACCUGCUGCUACUGCGGUGUCCAAGAAUGUGUACGCGGUGUUGGACCUGUACGGGCGUAUAACCGCUGUGUCCAUCGUCAGCUCUUCACUGAUGGAGGACAUGGAGAGCGUCAAGGAGCCGUCACUGACGUCAGAGAGCUGCAGUGAAGGAGAGGAGGACAACACUCCCGUCAGAGAGGUUGAGACAGAGCUGUGCGCACUGGUGCCCACCGUCAUGGCUUUUCUGGAAAACCACGGCAAAAAUAUCCAGCUGUCAAACCAGAACCUGACGGCAGCCAGGGUGUCGAGCUACAACCAGGGCCUGCUGGUCACCGCGCAGCCGCUCGCUCGCCAGCAGCUCUUCCAGUUUCAGAUCGACCGUCUGAAUCCGUCGUGGACGUCGUCGCUGUCGUUGGGAGUAAUAGGUCACUCCCCCGACCGGCUCAAUUUCCCCUCCACAGCGUGCUGUCUGAAACGCUCUGCCUGGCUGCUGCAGAGAGACUCUGUCUUCCACAACUCACUAAAGAUUUGUGAGAACUAUGGUCCUAAUCUGGACACUUGUCCAGAGGGGACGGUGUUGGGUCUGCUGGUGGACGCCAACAGUUGUCUCCACCUCUUUGUCAAUGGCAUGGACCAGGGUGUGGCAGCACAGGACAUCCCCUCACCCUGUUACCCCUUCAUCGACCUCUACGGCCAGUGUGAACAGGUUACAAUAGUAACAAACAAUGUGCAAGCUGUGGGCGGAGACAGUGGUGAAACCCGUUGUCAGGGCGACAUGGAGAAGGCAGACAUGGUCGAUGGAAUCAAAGAGAGCGUGUGCUGGACGCCUCCUCCAGAAGUCAACCCCAACAAGACCUGUGAAUACCAGGCACUGUGCUCUCGCUUCAAAGACCUGCUCACGCUACCUGAUGGCUACUUCAGCGAAGACGCCAAGAACAACCUGUGCUACUGUGAGUCCUGCCACAAACUCCGAGGGGACGAGGCGUAUUACAAGAAGGGCGAGCCGCCCCGGGACUACGCGCUGCCUUUUGGAUGGUGCCGUUUCGCCCUCAGGAUCAAACCUCAAUGCGAGGUCUCUAAUGCACUGAAGAAGUGGCACAUCGCAUACCACGGCACAAGCGUAGGAGCUCUGCGACGCACACUAGACCACAGUCAGCUGCUGCCCGGGAUGUCGUCCAUCUUCUCUGUGUCUCCGAUGAAGGCGGAGGGGCCAAACGGCUACAGCGAGCCAGAAGAGAACAGCGCCCCCGGCAGAGAGGUUCCCAGAGUGCGGCUCUCCCCCACCAUGCGCUACUCUGGCUUGGAGAUCUUUGCUCCCAAAGUGCAAUUUCAGGAUCCCCGCUCUCACCGCUGCCACCAGGCUCAGGUAGGGUUCCAAGUGUGCGUGCGUCCAGGCUCCUACAAGGUCGGACCCCAGACUCUCAGCCACAGCGAGCCACUGGACCCGCGCUUCAGCAACUCAGAGAUCGAGUGGAUCACGAAGGAGCAGGGCGGCACACUCCUCUAUGGACUGCUGGUCCGGGUGGAGUGAACGUAGCAGCAGCAGCAGCAGCAGCGAGGGAGGCACUCGGGCGGGAGGUGAGGAACGUCCAUGUCCAUGUGACGCUCCUCUGACUUUUCAUAAAACUGACAACUAAAAAUCCAACCCCUGCCUUGAGCAAGAGACUCCUCUGGAAUCCAGCUGUUCCUGUUGUGGAUUGUUGACAAUUCAGCAUUAUUGAUUUUUUUUGUUUUGUUUUGUUUUUGUUUAUUUUUAUUGGUUUUUGGUUGUUUGCUUUCGGAUGCCUUCAGUGGUCGGGGGCUACGGUGGUUUAAAAGAAGAACAGACACUGCCUGCACUUUAUGUUUCGGACACUUGUGGGCGAUUUAAAAAAAAAACAAACAAAAAAAAACCUCAUCGACACAACAGGUUUGUUCUUUCCUCCUCCCAGCAUCUUUCCUUUUUUCUUCCACCCUCAAAAACAGCUAGUUUUUCCCUUUUAUGUGUUUGGCACUUACUUCAUCGCUCUGGUCAGUGUUUGACUGUAGGAGCUGCCCCGCCCCCGCCGCCAACCUGCACGUCAACAGACUGUCACCUCAAAAGAAAUGUGGGUUAAAAAUAAUAAUUAAAAAAAAUAUAUAAAUAAUGUUUACACAUGUACCACUGUACAUUACUGUCCUUGUGUGGCCACAUUUACAGUCUGCCUAAGUUAUUAUUAUUAUUAUCAGUCCUGUUAACAUUUCUUUUUUACUAAAGAACAAUCACGCUGGAGAAAACUGGAACGUUUGACUUCUGUGGAAAAACGAAGAAUUUUGAAAGAUAAUGAAUGGAAAUGAUAGCUUUUGUGCUCCCAAUAUAUUUAAGUGAACUUUUGUAACAUUUUGGAAAAUAAGAGCUUGUGAUGAAGAGUAAACCACUCCCAGUGUGUGUGUGUGUGUAGUAAACAUGAAGCCACAACCAAUCAGAAAAGCUUUAGACACCGUGCUCUGCUAUUUUCUCAUGGUGAAAAAGUUUAAAGGUCCAGUGCGUAACUCUAAAGGAAGAAUAAUUGGCAGAAAUUCAACGACACUACUCAUAAUUGUAUAAUCAAAGUCUUUUGGUUUUUGUAGCAUUGGAAUAAGCCUUGUUUUAAGGGGCAUUCAUUUUGUGCUUCUACAACAGCCUGACGAGUUUUGCACAUUUUGAAGUGGGGGAAAACUCCACUGUCGUUUCCUAAAGCACUGGGUAGAAGAAGUGGCGAGUCACUCUGCAGUCUCACCAGUAGAGGUCACUAAUUCUUACACACUGGACCUUUAAAGGACGUAAAGUUGACAAACCAACUGCAGUGUCUUCAUCUUUGAAGUCUUUUCACCUGUAAAACCAAAAAAAACAACAAAGUCUCACAUUUGUGUUGCUCAUCAAAAACGUUGAACUUCACAAGCUAAAAAAAAAAAAAAAAAAUCGUUGCCACAACAAUCACCUGUACUGUUUUUAUGCAUGUUUUUGCAAAAAUAAAAAACAUGAUAUUGUUAGUUCAGUAAUAGACAUCUCCUGACUGUAGCUUCAUGUUAGCUCACACACACACACGAGUGGUGCCACUUAAUUUCCAAAAUGUCUCUUACUUCUAAAAAGGUGGUAAAAUGGACAGAAGCCAAAAAAAGAAAAAGGGUGUAUAGUGGUUUUCCCACGUCCCUCCCUUCCUCCCUCCCUCCCUCCGUCCCCUCCAUCAUUAUCACGUCUGUUUACACAGAGGAGCAUCAACAUGUGAAGAGUAAAAGUCGCCUGAUCAACACGACCUACACUGGUGUUUACACGUGAAUGUGAAACGAUGACAUCACCUUACAUCAUGGAUUUACAUUUACAAGUGUUUAUACGAGGAUUUCAUUGGAUCCUGAACAUCCACCUAGCAACUGAUUGUAUGUGAACAGCUUUCCAAAGCAUUCAUUUUCAUAGUUUUCAGUCUCGUUGCCAAUUUGUAACAAACACGCCGCAGUACGUGAAACCCCGAUAUUGUGGUUUUGUUUGUUUGUUUUAAAGACAAAAAGUCACAGUUUUGACACGUCAAACUCUAGAACAACAGAAAAGCUCAGACACCUUCGACGAGCAGCUGCGAUCUGACCGACGGAAGAUAAACUGGGUUGUACGAAGGAAAAACUUCCUGUCAAAAAUGUGAAAAAUAUUAUUUUAUGGGUUAUUUACAGCCCAGUGCUGCUUUGUACAAUUUAAUUUGUAUCGUUUCCUCUUCUUUUUUGUUUGUUUUUCCGUAUGUUACAUUGUACAGGCUGUUACAUAACAAAUCAUAUCGUGAUUUUUAAAAAAUGAAAAUAAACUGACAGACAGUAUGCACAGA
Solea solea (common sole) is the source of this 7146-nucleotide messenger RNA. RefSeq names its product neuralized E3 ubiquitin protein ligase 4 (gene neurl4). Lineage: Eukaryota; Metazoa; Chordata; Actinopteri; Pleuronectiformes; Soleidae. The record is from RefSeq and is a predicted model, not a curated record. The coding region runs from base 15 to 4868 and encodes 1617 amino acids. The transcript is spliced from 29 exons. Gene Ontology annotation, molecular function: ubiquitin protein ligase activity.